Molecule: messenger RNA, 1147 nt
Organism: Gasterosteus aculeatus aculeatus (three-spined stickleback)
Lineage: Eukaryota; Metazoa; Chordata; Actinopteri; Perciformes; Gasterosteidae
Product: CD209 antigen-like protein D
Source: RefSeq, a predicted model, not a curated record
CUGGAUCGGUUCUCCGCAGCUUGAGUCCCCGCGCGGCUCAGAGAGCGAAACCAGGAGAGCAGCUCGCCUGCAAGUUCUGUUCCUCCUGUCACACCUCCUCUAAGCUGUAACGGCAAACACGUGUUGUUGUUGUUGUUGUUGUUGUUGUCGUGAUGUCGACCCCCGGGGGCUCCCUGGCCUGUGAGGGAAUGUACUCCAAGCUCAUAGAGGACGAGGUGAACAGCAGGCCAGAUGUUGGACUCCACGCUCACCCGGCCCCCCGCGUCAGAAUGGCCCCCAUACCGGGCGGCCCCGGGCCCUACCGCCUCGCCACCAUCUGCCUGGCUGCGCUGAGCGCCGUGCUGCUGAUCUCCAUCAUCGCCGUCACCAGUAAGAAAGGACCUCAGAGAGACGCAGGAGGGACCUCAGAGAUGCAGAUGAAGGACGCAAACACGUCGGCUCUGAUCGCCACCAUCAGCAAGCUGCAGCAGGAGAAGGAGGAGCUCCAGGCCAAGCUGGACCUCAUGGCGGCCACCAAAGUCCCCGAGGCGAUCAAACCCCCGACCAGGACCCCGACCAGGGCCCCGACCAGGGCCCCGCCCGUCUGCUCCCCGGACUGGAGCCUCUUCAACGACAGCUGUUACUUCAUCUCCAGGACCUCCAGGGAUUGGCCCGAGAGCAAGUCGUUCUGCGAGAGCCAAGGAGCUCACCUGGCCAUCAUCCUCACGGCGGAGGAGCAGACGUUCCUGUGGGAUCUUCUUCCCAGAGGCCACUGGAACUCGUACUGGUUUGGGAUCACUGACGAGCACACAGAGGAUCAGUGGAAAUGGGUGGACGGCACCCCGCUUGUCGGAGGGUUCUGGGAGGCGGGCGAGCCCAACAACCACAUCGACGAGGACUGCGGCUACAUCGUGAAGACGCAGGUGAUGGAGCGCGUGGCGAUCCGGAGCUGGUACGACGCCCCGUGCAGCAUGUACCUCCCCUUCAUCUGUGAGAAACAGAUGGGCGGGGGCGCCAGCACCGCCGUCCCCCACUGAGGACGCCGUCAGACCAGAUGAAUGAAACGAGAAGAGCGGAGUGUGUGUGGGACGUGUGGAGGACGCGGGGGGGACGUGUGGAGGAUGUGUUGUGUGGAGGACAUGUGGGGGAUGUGUUGUGUGGGGUACGU